Molecule: messenger RNA, 1781 nt
Organism: Daucus carota subsp. sativus
Lineage: Eukaryota; Viridiplantae; Streptophyta; Magnoliopsida; Apiales; Apiaceae
Product: cytochrome P450 76T24
Exons: 2
Coding region: 117-1610 (497 amino acids)
Molecular function (GO): monooxygenase activity; iron ion binding; heme binding
Source: RefSeq, a predicted model, not a curated record
AGCUGAAGUGUUUAAACUCAUCCUCUACUCAACUUCAUAUUUACUACUUCUCUGCCUUGGACUCUAAAUUAGUUAUUUCUGUCAGUACCCACCAACCUGAAAUCAGACUCUGCGUUAUGGAGUUCUAUCUAAGUUAUCUUUUUCUGUCCUUGAUUUUCUUGCUUGCGGGGUAUUGCAGCUCAUACUUUCAACGAAGGAAGCUGCCACCGGGUCCGAGAGGGCUCCCGAUUCUCGGAAACUUGCUUCAGAUUGGUCCGCUUCCGCACCAGUCCUUGGCUAGACUGGCUAAGACAUAUGGACCUCUCAUGACCAUUCGCCAAGGCGGUGUCACGACAAUUGUGGCCUCUUCAGCCGAUACGGCGCGCCUCGUUCUGCAAAAGCAUGAUGCGGAUAUGUCUGGCAGGAUCAUCCCGGAUGCCAUCACGACGCUGGAGCACCCCUCCCAUGCAGUGGCGUGGCUGCACGCGGGAGAAGAAUGGCGCUUGAUCCGAAGAGUUUUGGCUACUUUUUUGACGAACACGCACAAGCUAGACUCGCUAUGUGAGCUGCGGCAUGGGGUGAUGGGGCAAAUGGUUAAGCAUGUCAAGAAAAUUAGCGAAUUAGGAGAAGAACACGGUGUGGAAAUUGCCAAGUUGGCCUUUACCACGGCCUUAAACCAAAUGUCAAACACUUGUUUUUCGACUAAUGUGGAUGAGUAUAACUAUCAAGAUAGCAAAGGCUUCAAGAGUGCUGUCGCAACUAUCAUGGAGCUUGCUAUGAAAUUCAACGUGGCGGAUUAUUUUCCUCUGCUCAAGGCCUUUGAUCCUCAGAGAUUAAGGCCGAGGGCUAAUGCUGCUUACGGGUGCCUUGAAGGACUCUGCGAUGAGUAUAUUUAUCAGCGGUUACAACACAGAGAGAAUAAGUUACCAAGACACGGAGAUCUCCUGGAUUCUUUGAUUGAUUUCAACCAAGAAAAUCAAUCUGAUUUUACCUUGAAACACAUUCAAGUCCUCUUAGUGGAGUUAUUCUUAGCAGGAACCGAAACUAGUACCAACACGACUGAAUGGGCAAUGACAGAGCUGAUACUCCACCCGGACAAGAUGACGAAGCUACGCAAUGAAAUCGCUGAAUCAGUGAAAGCCAGAGGAAGGAUAGAAGAAUCAGAGCUUCUCAAACUACCCUACUUGCAAGCAGUUGUGAAAGAAACAAUGAGGUUGCAUUUAGCUGUUCCAUUUUUAGUUCCCCACAAGACCGAAACAGAUGUUAAUCUCAAUGGCUACGAGAUACCGAAAAACACACAAGUGCUAGUGAAUGCAUGGGCAAUUGCUAGAGAUUCUAGUUCCUGGGAAAACCCGACAAGUUUUAAGCCGGAGAGAUUCUUGGACUCAGAAGUGGAUUUCAAGGGACAGCAUUUCUCAUUUCUUCCAUUUGGGUCGGGUCGUCGGAUAUGCCCCGGGAUUCCAUUGGCGCACAGAGUGGUGAGCUUGAUGAUUGCUUCAUUGGUUUAUCAUUUUGAGUGGAAGCUUCCAAAUGGCAUGAAACCAGAGGAACUUGAUAUGAGCCAGAGUUUUGGACUUACACUCGUGAGAGCUGUCCCACUGGUCGCUGUACCCAUCACCUUCGAUCAAUAAUACAUGUACUACAGUACUAGACUGAAAUGGAUCUCAGCAAAUCAUAUCCCCAUAUUUAUAUAUAUAUAAUAUCUGUUUUUAUUCCUGCGAAUCGUCGUGGGUUUGAUGCAAAAUAAAUUUUGUUAUUAGAAAUUGCUCAAAUAUUUAUGAUUCAUUUUUAAGCUUUUGUCA